Astyanax mexicanus (Mexican tetra) is the source of this 1857-nucleotide messenger RNA. RefSeq names its product NLR family CARD domain-containing protein 3-like. The transcript has 2 exons. The coding region runs from base 27 to 1610 and encodes 527 amino acids. NCBI's taxonomy places the organism in Eukaryota, Metazoa, Chordata, Actinopteri, Characiformes, Acestrorhamphidae. Gene Ontology annotation, molecular function: protein binding. The record is from RefSeq and is a predicted model, not a curated record.
CACUUCCUUUUAGAGAGCUGAAUCUGAUGAAGGAGAAGAAGCUCAGUCUGGUAAAUCUUCUUCAGAGCUUUUUCCCAGAAACACAAGAUUUAAAACCAAGACAUUACAAGAGCUACAAGAUCAUGUUCAUUUUUGAUGGUCUGGAUGAGUGUCGACUGCCUCUGGAUUUCCAGAACAAUGAGAACUUGGUGAAUAUAGAAGAGCAAACCUCAGUGGAUGUUCUGCUGACGAACCUCAUCAAGGGGAAUCUGCUUCCCUCUGCUCUCCUCUGGAUCACCUCUCGACCAGCAGCGGUCAAUCAGAUCCCUCCUGAGUGUGUUGAUCAGGUAACAGAAGUGCGGGGUUUCAGUGACCCUCAGAAACAGGAGUACUUCAGUAAGAGGAUCAGAGAUCAGGACCUGGCUAACAAAGUCUUCACACACAUCAGGUCUUCAAGAAGCCUCUACAUCAUGUGCCACAUACCGGUCUUCUGCUGGAUUACAGCCACUGUUCUAGAGAGAAUGCUGAGUGAAGCUGAGAGUGGAGAAAUUCCCAGAACCCUGACGCAGAUGUUCACACACUUCCUGAUCUUUCAGAUCAAACACAAGAGCCAGAAGUACAGUGGGAAUAGUGACACUGAUCCUCAGCAGACUAGAACAAGUAUCCUGGCUCUGGGGAAACUGGCAUUCCAGCAGCUGGAGAAAGGAAACCUGAUCUUCUAUGAGGAAGAUCUAAGAGAGAGUGGCAUCAAUAUUAGAGAAGUGUCAGUGUACUCAGGAGUGUGUACCCAGAUCUUCAGGGAGGAACAUGAGCUGCACCUCGGGAAGGUGUUCAGCUUUGUGCAUCUGAGCGUUCAGGAGUUUCUUGCUGCUUUAUAUGCAUUUCUCUGCUUCAUUGACAGAAGCGUUCUGAAUCAGCAAACCACUAAAAACCAAAACACUGAACUAUCUGAACUCUUCAGCAGGUCAUCGAUGACUGACUUCCUCAGCAGUGCCAUAGACAGAGCCUUACAGAGUGAGAGUGGACACCUUGACCUGUUCCUUCGUUUCCUCCUAGGUCUCUCACUGCAGUCUAAUCAGAAUCUGUUACGAGUCGUACUGACACAGACAGAGAGGAUCUCUCACAGCAAUGAGGAAACCAUCAAAUACAUCAAGGAGAAGAUUGAGGAGAACUCAUCUCCAGAGAAAUCCAUCAAUCUGUUCCACUGUCUAAAUGAACUGAAUGAUCAUUCUCUGGUGCAGGAAGUGCAGAAAUACCUGAGUGGAGGUGGUGACCGUCGUCUUCAACAGGCCAGCCUCUCUCCUGCUCAGUGGUCAGCUCUGGCGUUUGUGUUGGUGAACUCAGAAGAAGAGCUGGAGGAGUUUAACCUCAGUAAAUAUGAUCCAUCAGAGGAGUGUCUUCUGAGGCUGCUGCCAGUAGUUAAAAUAUCCAGAAGAGUUGUACUAGCUUCAUGUAAUCUUGGAGUAAAGACGUGUGAAAAUCUGGAAUCAGUUUUAAACCUGGAAAACUCCCCCCUGAAAGAGCUGGACCUCAGUAACAACGACCUGCAGGAUUCAGGAGUGGAGCUGCUCUCUGCUGGACUGAAGAGUUCACAAUGUAAACUGCAGAUUCUCAGGUCAGUGUUUCUGUGAUUUUUCAUUUGAAAUUAUUAGGGCUGUCAGCUUUAAAUCAUUAACAUACUUUGUUAAGUUGGAAUCAGUAACGCAUUACUAUUUUUUUAACCCAAGUUUUAUUUCGGCACCAAGUUUGACCCCAACUUCUGCCGUAAUCUGCUCCGCCUCCACCCAACAUGCAGAUUUCUUUUCUGGUUAAACGACUGAAACACUUUAAUGCGGUGUCCAGCUGUAACAAUCCGGUUCAGAUUUCCAGCUCAGAGCU